Messenger RNA from Linum tenue, 514 nucleotides. The record is from the annotation of a GenBank genome assembly. Lineage: Eukaryota; Viridiplantae; Streptophyta; Magnoliopsida; Malpighiales; Linaceae.
GGCUGAUGUCUUAUUCCAAGAAAACCAGAGAAAGAAAGAACAUAUACCUCAACAGAUCAUGCAAGUCAUUAAUAUGACACUUAAAUUACAUGUUAAGCUUACUGAAUUCAACUUCAUGAAUCCUCAAGCCGAAUAUUAUGUGGUAAGAGUGGAUCAUGAUCCUCUUGGGCAAGUGACUGACGCCUCAAGUAAAUCCCUCAUAGAGGAAGCUCCUAUUUUGAAGGAGAUCAGCAACACUAAUUCAAGUGCUGAGAAACUUGGAGGGACAGUCUCAAGUAGAUUGGAAAGGAAAAAUGAGGUUGAUUGUGACUCUAAGGAAGACAAUUAGUAUUGGCAGAAGCUUUAUUUUGUUAAGGCCAUAUUCUGAACCUUAUAUUUAGUAUUAUGUUGCUCAUUUAUGGGUUGAUUCUGGAUUCUUCGAUAUUUACCAAGUUUGAAGCUUUAAAUUGUACAUAGUUUGGUUUAUUGUUAUCCAAUGACAAUAGGAAUUUGAUGUUGAAAUGGUAUGGAGCUG